GGUGCGUCUCACGGCGUUGCUUUCAAAUUGUUUGUUUUAGCUGCCUGUUUGUUUCUUCUCAUGAUUUAUCAACGAAGCCGACAGCUUCCACGUUACCUCAUUUUUGACCGCUUUCCAACGGUGAAAAGCUGAACAGGGAUGCACAGAACGAGCUACAAUGGAAGAGGGACUGAGCGGUUUCAAAGCUCUGAGGGCCAAGUUUCAGGAAGAGGCCCUCUUGGCUCAAUCCAGAGCUAGUCGCCCACCUGUUGCAGAGAAACCCAAAUACCUUCCACCUUCCGGAGGACACUUCAGCUCUUUGGUCAGCAGUAUUAAUAUUGCUGUGGAAAACAAGCCCCCAGUUCCCCGGGUCAUAUUCAGAGAUGGGCUGCGGGCAUCUGGAGGUAAGCGACCGAUAUCCUUUCCACCACAGCCUCAGCAGACCUCCCCCUCAUCCCAGCCGACUAAUGGAGAGGCAACAAUAAGGCAUUCCAUCAAAGACAGACACAUGGCUCUGGUGCUUCCUCUCCUGCAUGCGAAAGAGAAAAAGACAGAACCGCCGGUCAAAAAGGAGCACAAACUGGAACCAGAGCCAGAGACAGAAGUCCUGCCACAAACAAAAAUCAAGAAGAAAGGUUUGCUGCUUCCUUUCAAGUCAACUAAAGCUUCAAAGAUCAGUGCAGAAAAUGGAAAUGAGCCUACGUAUGCUGAUUUGACCAUCAGACCCUCCAGUGCUCCUGGUGAGUUGCCCUCCUUGGAAAGACACACCAUAGAAGAUGGGCUUUCCUGCCCAAGUGACCAAUCACCCGCAGAGUACCCCCUGUCUAGCCCCGAUAUCCCAAUCACCCAUCCUACUGCAGAGUCAACUGUCGACUCCGAAAAUAAAUUUAUGAGCACCUUGGAGAAAGCCAAGAAGAAGUUUUCACGCAAGCAGAUGUUGAUCUCUGUUAAAGCUAAGAGCUGGCGGUCCCCUGACCACGUCUCGAGAGACGAGGCGUUUUCUUCGCCGCCAAAUAACUUGGUGGAAUCUAAACUACCCAUACCCUCUCCCGUCUAUCUUCCACACCUGGCUUGCCUAUCGGCCCGGCCGUUCUUCAAAGCAGACUACACACCACACAAGUAUGCUAGAAAUAAGCAGUUUGGCAGAGAUACAACUCUUCCCCAUGUCAAGACUGGUGAACCUCAUCCAACCCUUGCCCCUCGAAAUGAGCCUCUGCCUGACUCGAUGUCACUGGGUCCAUUGCCCAAAAAGCCCCCCAGACCUCAAUUUGUGGAUCUCAGCUGUUACCAUCGACCCACAGUUAACGAGGUGUCACCAGGUCUGAGCCAAGCACCAAGCGCAGAGCCAAAGGCCAAGCACCCAUCCAUCUCCCAGUCUGUGCUCGACGCUCCAGAGUUUCCAGACUUUGACAUUUCUGAGAUUGAAAUGGCAGACGGUGAAGCUGUUGACAUUUCUGCGCUAGAACUGGAGGCCUUCGACUUAGUCAGCAUUGAACUUCCUGUCCCAGAUGACUUUGGGGUCGUCGAUUACGAGGAUCCACAAACUCAAUUAUUAAUGUGCGAUGCUGUAGAGCCCUUUAUGAGCACCGACGUCCAAGAUCUGAACCUCGGCAAUCUAAACAUAAUGCCCCUUGAUCCGGCCAGCUUCCCUGAACCAAUAAACCUCCCAGAGUUCCCAGAGUCUGCCGUGUCAGAGCAGUGGUCUCAGAGCGAGGAGGUGAUCGUGGAUCCUCUUUCAAGCACUAAAGCUGACAAGACUGAUCCGGGAGAUGCUGAGUCAAACUCUGCUGUGCAGGAAACAGUCAAUAGUAACCACGCCGCAUUGUAUGAUGGGAGUCAACCACAUCCCGAUGUAUCUUCACAGGACAGUUACUAUGAAGCGUGCGAUAAUGUGUACGAGGAUGUCGAGAACAUCAACAAAUUCAGCUUCGGCCAGAACUCGCGCAAACGUAAAGCGGGACUGAAGAAUCCAUACGUUAACCGUGCGACGAAAGAGGAGGCACCUCAUCAUUUAUGGCAGCGGAAUCCACGGGGUAGUUUGCCACGAGAUCCCUCUCUCCCGAGCUUUAUUCAUGCCCACAGUAAAGAACGCAACAGCCCUAACACAGCUGAACAUAAAGAACGGAAGAAGAGGGAAAAGCAGCGACUGGAGAAGGAGAAAAAGGAGCUAAAAGAGAGGGAGAAGAAGGAACAUGAAAUGAAAAAGAAAUUCAAAGUGACCGGUGAAGAGGAGGCCAUGUACCACGUCAAGGCGAUGGUGGCUAGCAAGGUUCGCAAGAAUGACCUCCCAGUUCAGAAAGGAGACACUGUUGGCAUCAUUCGCACCACCAACUGCCCCAAAGGCAAAUGGUUAGCCCGAGACACUAACCACAAAUAUGGUUAUAUUUCCGUGAUGAAUGUAGAACUAAAUAUCAAAGAGAUGCUGGAACUUGGUAAGAAGGCCCAAGCAGCUGGACGAGGAGGCAACCUGGAAGCAGACACAAUCAGCAUUGGGAGCAGAUCAUCUGGUCACCUUGUACUAACAAGCAGUUUCACAGAUGACAGUGAGGAGUGGGCAUGUGAAGACGAGACCAUCUCCCCCGUCAAUGAGAGCCAUUCCUUUCCCCAUCAGACGGUCCCACUGCCUGAGACGUUAUGCGACUAUGUGAGCGCCCAUCACACUCUGAGCGAUGCCAACCUGGAGGACCUACACACACAGACGAGACAUGACGCCCUGCAGAAACUAGCCAUCUUCUUUCAACACAGCAAAGAGGAAUUUGAUGACAUUCCUGAUGGCAGCGGAGUGACCCCUACAAAUGCUGAGCCACCACACUUAUUGUGUGCUGUCGAGGAGCCUCCGUAUCCGGAACAGGAGGUUGACUUCACAGAGCUGGAGAUCCUUUCUCCCCCUCUGCUGUAUGCGGACGCCUUCUGAGUACCACAUCGCCAAAUGAAGUGGAGAAAAAGAAACGAUCGUGAAUGGAGCUGCUGAUGUUACUGUAUUAUAAUUCUUAUCACACGUUUUUGUUGAGUUUACCUUGGAUCUUUCACAAUAUGUUCUUCAGUUAUCUUGUAACUGUUAUUAAUCCACAAAUUGAAUCAUUGCACUUCAUCCAAAGAGUGAUGACAUAAAGUAACUCCUCACUUGUACAUUUACGGAUUUAUUUGUAAAUGUGUUCUUUGCAUUUUGAUUUCUUGUUUUGUUUGUUACAUCCAAUUAAAAAUGUGCUAUUGA
Molecule: messenger RNA, 3193 nt
Organism: Gymnodraco acuticeps
Lineage: Eukaryota; Metazoa; Chordata; Actinopteri; Perciformes; Bathydraconidae
Exons: 20
Coding region: 158-2893 (911 amino acids)
Biological process (GO): T cell receptor signaling pathway; protein localization to plasma membrane; integrin-mediated signaling pathway
Cellular component (GO): plasma membrane
Molecular function (GO): protein binding
Source: RefSeq, a predicted model, not a curated record